This is a messenger RNA of Paramormyrops kingsleyae, 3461 nucleotides long. Its product is annotated as C-reactive protein-like. The record is from RefSeq and is a predicted model, not a curated record. NCBI's taxonomy places the organism in Eukaryota, Metazoa, Chordata, Actinopteri, Osteoglossiformes, Mormyridae.
CUGGUGUAGUAAUGUUAUUUGUGGGCUUAACAUUUCGAGCCAUUCAUAAAAAUAAUCCAAAGUAGAAACCUUUUUAAAUGUUUGCCUAAAAGUGGUCUCUAACCAUUAUAUAAUCUGCUGGAAUAAUUUGUCAAAACACAUAUUUGUGGAAACUUUAUAUAGUAUUUGUGAAUCACAUAAAAGUGUGGUUUGAAAACAAUUUUACUUUCCGUUUUUUGUAAUGGAAAAAAUUGGUUUGGUCUGAUCUUUUAGUGCCAAUCAGAUAAACUCGCAAUCUUUCCAAAAGCAACACCAUACAACAGAAAAAGCAGCAGCAACUUUUAGUUUUCGAGCAGAUUUUUGUUAAAUAUUCCUGAAAUAUCGGAGAGGUAAUAAAUCUGGUUUAACUCCAGCAGACACAGAAAGAUGCAGCAAGUGGAUUGUGAUGAUCAGACUGGAAAAUCGGCAGCCCACUGAAGACAUGCAUUUGUGUAUUAUUUAUAUGUAUGAUUUAUUAUGAUCAAAUUUUGAUUUGCAGUUAGUUCAAUUUGUCUCCCCAUGUUCUGAACCUGAUUAAGUGCAAUUCUAAGGGAAUUGUAAGUGAAAAUGGAGAUUAAUAUCAUUUGAUAUGAAAAAAAAAAAUUAUGAAAACGUAUUGUAUCAUAUCGGCCAUCCCUAGCCUGUUAUCAAAAUUGAUUUACACAGAAUUCUUUUACAUCCUGUCACUAGACAUUACAGCAUUCGUAGGUUAAGGAUAAAACUCUCACCUUUGAUAUGAUUAGGAAGCAAUCUUUGCCAGGAAUUUCCCAUACAUCAGUCCUGUGUACAUGACCAGCCAGAAAAUACCUGUGUGCAUCUAAACCUUUAUAAACUUUAAACUGUGCACGCCUGCAUCGAGAUGUGUGAACUAGACAGUUGCCGAUGUCAUAAUACUUCAGGUCGCGAUGUUGCGCAGCUGCAACACUGCAGAGGUAUGAAAAGCUGUAACAAGUAUGGAUCACAUAUGCCAAACUUGAGUUUCUCUUCAUUUUUAGUGUUACUUGAGAUUUACAAGUCAUCUAAAACACUAGUUAAAGGAAGAUCACCAUCAACCGCAGGUGUGUCACUAUUGCAAUUGAUUUUUUUUAACAGACAAAAAGGUGGGUUAGGGCCUUCGAUCAAUCAUCUUGUCCCUGGGCACGAGCAAGACGCGGGGCAGGCCUGUCUUUGCACUGUGGCAGUAUCGUAGCCAAUGAGGUUUAACUCAUUGCUAGUUGAAAACUUAACCCAAUACCCAUUUGGCUUUGGCAGUUUUUGAUGGUCUCUUUUGAGGGGGAGGGACCAUGUGUUUAUUUAAGAAGCAGUGCCCAUGUUUGGGAAAAAAAUGCUGGUUUAAUUCUCAGUGGAGUGAUUUUACCAUCAGGCCCUUCAGCAAGGUCCUUAACCCCCAGUUGCUCCAGGGACUGGCUGAGACUGCUUUCUCAACUGGUACCAACUGGGUAAAAGUGUCUACUGAGUAGGCCUAAAUAUUGUAGGUAUCAGCAUGCUGCCAACAAACCCAGCACCAGAGAUCUGAAGACAGCAGACUCUUAGAUACAUUUGAUGUGCAUAUCAGCUCUUAAGUUUUGAAAUGCAACAAGUAGGACAUAAAAGUGUAUAAUUGCUUUUACUUCUUGUUUUUCGGAACAUGUUCACUUUUACCCCUACGGCUCAUCCCAUCAGAUGGUGUCGUCGGUGUCUCUCAUGAAGGACUUGUUACGGAGAGGCUUGCUGUAAACCUUGGAGCAUAACAUCUGGUGUACUUAUGUUAUUCUGGCUCACAUCAAUUUUCACUUUUUUUAAUUUAAAUCCAUAAAGACCAAAUAGAAGAUGUUCUGGAUUUCAUUCCAAGCGUAACACUUUACUUGACGGGGCACAAAUAUAGUAUUAUGCUAUUACGUAUGUAUUAACCAUAAAGUAAGUCUUAGUUACUGAUCUCAUGUUAAUAUAUCAUUAUUGAACCGUGACGCAUCUUUUAUCUCAAGCAAUUACUAUUUUUCUUAUUAUAUCUGUUAAUUCUGUAAAACCCUUGUUAACUGAAGGAACACGUCAUGAAUAACAAGUUAAAUACUGGUCUCAUGUUUGUUCAUCAUUAAUGAAUAGUGAUGCAUCUUUUAUCUGAAGUAGCUACUGUAUUUGUUCAUGAUUUCUACUUCAGUAGUAACGGAGUAAAGUAUUUGUGCCCAGUCAAGUAAAGUGUUACCAUUCCAAAUUUAAUAUGGUAGUGGUAAAUGUAGCAAUCAUACAAAGUGAAAUUUUACUCAUUUGCAUGCAUUUUCACCAAAAUCCUUCAGUAUUUUUAAAUGGAGCUGUUUAAAUAAUAUUUUGCUGGUACUGGUUUCCAGAUUUUGAUGGUGACAUGCUGGCCUUGGAUAAACAAAGGCUGACAUGUGACGUCUGUGAAUCGCGCCCCUCUGUGAUGCAUGCACAGAGGAGCGUUCUGCCGCACUAAGCCUAUACACACGGGCUCUUUGUGUACGAUCAUGCAGGAAAAGUGAUGUAAUGCUUGGUACAAGGAGGGAAGGGAGUGAAACCUAAAUCUCCGAACAACAGCAGACGGACAGUCACUGCAUCCACACUCAGCUACCUGGCAGAUCCCAGCCUCAGGAUGUUUCCACACAGGCAACUGGGGGUCGUUGUGGCAGCCGUCCUGUUCUUCGGUCUUUCGUCGGCCUCUGAAGGAUUAGGUGGAAAAACCCUUCUGUUUCCCUACGAGACCGACUACAGCUAUGUCAAACUAGUGCCCCAGAAACCCUUGCAGCUGCAAGCCUUCACGCUGUGCAUGACGCUGGCCACAGAGCUGGAUGGCGAGCGGGAGAUCAUCCUCUUCGCCUAUCGCACCAAGGACUUUGACGAGCUGAACGUGUGGCGUGAGAAGGACGGCCGUCUGUCCUUCUACCUCAGUGGGGACGGCGUGUUCUUUAACAUGCCCCCACUCAGCACCUUCAAGACGAACGUGUGCGUCACCUGGAAUUCCACCACAGGCCUGUCUGCGUUUUGGAUGGAUGGGAAGAGAAGUGCGCGGCAGGUGUACAAACCAGGGCAUACAAUUAGUGCCCAAGGCACCGUGAUUCUGGGUCAGGACCCUGACGCCUUCCUGGGAGAGUACGAAGCCUAUCAGAGUUUCAUCGGUGAAAUUUCAAAUGUUAAUAUGUGGGACUAUGUCCUCUCUGACAGCGAUAUCCAGGCCUUGCACUGUGAUUGCUCUAUCCCUAAAGGAAAUAUUUUUGACUGGAAUACUGUUCAAUAUGAAAUUAACGGGAAUGUCUUAAUCAUACCUGAUGGCCAGAGUAAUACAGUACCCAACAUGGGGUUGUGCUAGAAAUGUUCACAAUAUUGACAUUUACAGCAAAUGUACUCAGUGUUUCAAAAUGGCAUGCUUCACACAUGAAAACAAUGUAUAAAUAUGUAAAUGAUUAAAUGUUAACACAAGAGUAACAAUUAAACAUCAGUAAUUAAUCAUU